Molecule: messenger RNA, 213 nt
Organism: Esox lucius (northern pike)
Lineage: Eukaryota; Metazoa; Chordata; Actinopteri; Esociformes; Esocidae
Product: trace amine-associated receptor 3-like
Exons: 3
Coding region: 1-213 (70 amino acids)
Biological process (GO): G protein-coupled receptor signaling pathway
Cellular component (GO): membrane
Molecular function (GO): trace-amine receptor activity
Source: RefSeq, a predicted model, not a curated record
AUGCCAGCCAUCGAAAGUGAAUCGUCAUCUAUCUGCAAUUUGCUCUUGAUUUCUAUUGACCGCUAUGUUGCUAUAUGUGAUCCAUUAGUCUUACUGCCACUUGUAAACUCCUUCAUUAAUCCAUUGAUUUAUGCUUUCUUUUAUCCAUGGUUCAAAGUGACAGUUAAGCAUAUUUUAACUCUGAAGAUCAGGUUUUCAGACGACUUUAAAUAG